AUGAGUGGAGCCUUUGCUGCCUACAGCAGUAUCGCGAUAUGCACUGUCAGCAUUGCGGCCACGCUUUUCUACGUGCCAUUGUUUAUUUCACGAAUUGAGGGAAUCAGAGCUAAUUUGGCUUUCAACAUGGAGGAGUUCAACACCCUACAGGCCGAGGUUUGGGGCGAUAUGAUCAAUGUCAGAAGCGAGAUUCCAGGAGCAAAACGCAACAUCGUGAAAAGACAAUCGACCGAGCAAUGCAACUGUGAUGAACAGAACUUGUGCCCAACUGGACCAAAAGGACGUCCGGGACCUGACGGACUUGACGGACUUCCUGGAACUCCAGGAGAGCAGGGAGAGCCAGGACUUCCAGGAAUCACGCCAAAGGCUGAUGUCAAUAGGGAUGGCUGCCGUGUCUGCCCACCAGGACCACCGGGGCCACCAGGAUAUCCAGGACAGCCGGGACCACAAGGACUUCCAGGAGGUCAAGGAGAACCAGGAGAUGCUGGACGCCCAGGACCUGUCGGACCAACAGGACCACCAGGCGACAUGGGAAUGAUGGGAGACGCAGGAAAGGAAGGAGAGAAGGGAUUGCCAGGACGCGAGGGAAUCCGUGGAGAAAAGGGACCAUCUGGACCACCGGGACUUCCAGGACUUGUCGGGCCAAAGGGAUUCCAAGGAAACGCUGGACCACCAGGAAAUACUGGAGAAAUCGGACCAGAGGGAGACCAGGGACCACCAGGAAAGAAUGGAGCACCUGGAUACGAUGGUGGUAUCGGAAACUAUGGAGAAUCUGGACAGCCUGGAGAGGACGCCGGAUACUGCAAGUGUCCAUCAAGAAAGCCAAGAAAGCAUUAA
Molecule: messenger RNA, 837 nt
Organism: Caenorhabditis bovis
Lineage: Eukaryota; Metazoa; Nematoda; Chromadorea; Rhabditida; Rhabditidae
Source: the annotation of a GenBank genome assembly